AAAAUCUACAUUAAUGGAUUUGUAUGUCAUAAUACGGUUCUGUUAUUGUUGUCUGUUAUAGUUUUCUGUUAUAGUUUUCUGUUGUGUGAAUAUUACAAGCAAGUUGACAAUGACAAAUACCUAUAGACUACACAUAAAAUCUUUACCAAAAAAAAAGUUGUUCAAAUGUGCCACAUCAGGAAAAAGUAAUAGAGUACGUUUUCUUUUUCAUUACCAAAAAGUGAACCAGAUUUUUUCCCUCCAUUUACUUUUUCUAAGCCUGGCGGAAUAUAGAAGACGAUGUCACCUUGACCUCUCUGUCAGAUCUUCAAGUGUUGGAAUGCCUGGAUGAUUACCGAGCCCUGAUGACCUUAAAAAAAAACACAAUUACUAGAAUAAAAAAAUAGGUCCCAGAGACGAUGGCACUUCAUCGGAAGUACUGAAGGCCAACCAAACACUCCUGCUCUCUCUAUUACCUCAUCUGCCGCUGCUGGACAUGCGUGACCUGUUUGAUGUAUUCUUUUCCUGCCUACUUCAUUAUUCCUACAACAUCAAAAAUGGUGUGUUCUUCCUACAACAUCAAAAAAGGUGUGUUUCUUCCUACAACAUCAAAAAAGGUGUGUUUCUUCCUAAAACAUCAAAAAAGGUGUGUUUCUUCCUACAACAUCAAAAAAGGUGUGUUUCUUCCUACAACAUCAAAAAAGGUGUGUUUCUUCCUACAACAUCAAAAAAGGUGUGUUUCUUCCUACAACAUCAAAAAAGGUGUGUUUCUUCCUACAACAUCAAAAAAGGUGUGUUUCUUCCUACAUCAAAAAAGGUGUGUUUCUUCCAACAACAUCAAAAAAGGUGUGUUUCUUCCUACAACAUCAAAAAAGGUGUGUUUCUUCCUACAACAUCAAAAAAGGUGUAUUUCUUCCUACAACAUCAAAAAAGGUGUGUUUCUUCCUACAACAUCAAAAAAGGUGUGUUUCUUCCUACAACAUCAAAAAAGGUGUGUUUCUUCCUACAACAUCAAAAAAAGGUGUGUUUCUUCCUACAACAUCAAAAAAGGUGUGUUUCUUCCUACAACAUCAAAAAAGGUGUGUUUCUUCCUACAACAUCAAAAAAGGUGUUUCUUCCUACAACAUCAAAAAAGGUGUGUUUCUUCCUACAACAUCAAAAAAGGUGUGUUUCUUCCUACAACAUCAAAAAAGGUGUGUUUCUUCAUACAACAUCCUCUGGAAAACUCUGCAAUGUAUCAAGAUUGAGGAAAAUAGCAGAAGCUAGAAAGGUAUUAAUCAGGGAACUCCUCUACGCUGAUGAUGCAUCUAUUGUUGCUGAAUCUGCUGCUCAGCUUCAAAUCCAGUUUGGCUUAAAUAUUAGUCAAAGCAAGACCAAAAUACUGGUUCAAAACAAAAGCACUGCACCUCAUGUGACAAUUAAUGACCAACCACUAGAAAUAGUUGAUUCGCUACUAGAUAAAGACAUCGAUUACAUGAUAGUCAAGGCAAUGGGCACCAUGUCAACGACUGCAAAGUGUGGGACUACCAAUACUAGAGCUCUAGUCUACCGGACCUGUAUAACGAACACUCUGCUAUUCGGUAUGAAACAUCCACCUACUCGUGGUAGGAAAAAAUGAAUAUCUUGCACCCCUGAUGCUUAAGGCGGAUUCUUAAAAUUAGGUGACAAAAUAAAAUAACCAAUGAUUAAGUGUUGCGAAGAGCAGGUGUUAGGACUUUUUGCACGAGGGACGAUUGCAACCCAUUCCAUGCUCUAAUAGCACUAGGGAAGAAGGAGCAUUUGUAAAAAUUUGUCCUAACAUAUGGAACCAGGAAUGUGCCUUUAUUUAGAACCCAAUUAGUCAUAGGAGUUCAUUGUUAACAACUCAGUGAGUCGUAUUGUAUUCCCAAAAGCAUUAAAUAUUUGCUUUCUUUUCUCU
Biomphalaria glabrata is the source of this 1897-nucleotide messenger RNA. RefSeq lists its product as uncharacterized. The record is from RefSeq and is a predicted model, not a curated record. The transcript is spliced from 2 exons. Lineage: Eukaryota; Metazoa; Mollusca; Gastropoda; Planorbidae. The coding region runs from base 476 to 1597 and encodes 373 amino acids.